AUUUUGAAAUGUUCUGUUGACGUCAAAAAACGAGUGCACUUUUGAGUACACAAGUGCGUUCACAUUGAGCAGGACUUAAUGCCAAAAAUCAGUGCGUCAGGUGUACCCGGAUGUUGCACCCGACAUUCCCCAAAUGGCGAGUGUGCAGCGAUUGUCCUAACCAACCUCAAUCAUCGCCAUGUUCGCUGCGUUGCUGAAAGGGAGGGAUUCGAGUGAUUGCUGUCGUGAAGGACAAAAGAGGACUCGGCUAAAUAUUAGAAGGUCAUUUCCGCACACCCACCUACCUUCGGGAGGAGCUCUGACACACCUGCUUGCAAUUACCACGUCCUAUUUAUACCCUGCCUUGAGUUUCAUUCCUUGCCAGAUUGUCUCCUCAUGCACACCUGUUACUAGUUCGCGUCUAGUCUUGGCAUCCAUUGUUCUCUAGCUUCUGGUCAAACUUUCCAAGUUGUAAGUACCCAUGUUUUUGCUCCUCCGUGUACUUUUUGCCACAGUGAUUUUUUGUUAGCAUUUUCUCUGCUUAGUUUUUCUAUUGCUACCUGAGUUUUUGUCUUUUGGUUUGUAGUUUAGAGGUUUUUGUGUUUUUGUUUUUUCCUGCUAGUGCAGCGAUUUUGUUAUACCUUCUUUACCGUGGAUUAUACCCGGUGCCUUUCGUUAUUGGACUGUCUUUAAUAUUAUACCCUUUGUAAGUAAACAUAUUUUUCUAAAACGGAAGUUGGUGUCCAUCCUGUUACCGGCCACGUGCCCGCCCGUGUCAGCAACGCCAGUAAUGCAUUUGGGACAGCGCUUAUAUCGUUUUCGUCACAGUUCAGUCGAAUAAAUUGUUUUGGCUACGUGUUUACGUCGGAUGGCCUUCUGGCGUAACGCUGGCCGGGAGUCGAAAUUAUACCCUCAGCUGUAAAAGGUAGAGGUGUUUACUAUUACACCGGCAGUUACAGUUUGGGACAGCACUCCACCGUCACGAUGGGCAAGCCUUGAAAGUAAUGUAGGAACGUACAUCCUGCAUGCAGUGACGCUGCUUGACGCAGUUGUGGCUCAGUAGUAGUGGUUUAGAUAAAGACACCAUCUCUCUAUUAUUGAAUUGGUGAUUGCCAAUGUUGCUUGUUAAAAUUUGAACAUUCAUCAUAGAUAUUAAAUACACCCAAUGGUUCAUCCUCUGGGUAUUUCCAGGUUUGUGGAAUACUUCCAUAAUUUUAUAAUUUAUUUUAUUGUAUUUGUUUAUAGUAAUGAUCAAAUACAAAGCAAUUUAAACUGUUCAGCAUUGAUUGCACACAAAUAUUAAACCAAGAGUACCAUUUUUGAUGCAGGGGUAAGUGUGGAAGUGGUUGAUUUGAUCUCAGUUAAUCGUAAAUAUUACCAUCAACUCCCAUCAAUUAUGAACAUAUGGUGUUGAACAAGUUGUUUACUUUUCAGUUCUAACACCAUGGCUCAGCAUAUGCAUGUGAACACACCGCUACUGGAGAGCGUCAAUAUGUCCAAACGUGUCGGAACCACUGUGUAUUUGAAAAUGGAGAACUCCCAGCCCUCUGGUUCCUUUAAGCUCCGUGGCGUUGCGCACAUGUGCCAGCAGCUUGCAUCACGGUCUAAAGGAAUCGUCUGUCCCUCAGGUGGGAGUGCUGGGAUGGCGGCUGUCUAUGUCGCUAGAAAAAUGUGUUUGCCAGCCACCAUCAUAAUUCCCUCUUCAAGCCCUCAGUUAGUUGUCCAAAGACUACAGGAGCAAGGUGCAACUGUGAAGGUUGUGGGCAAGGACUUUGAAGAUGCUAUAGCCGAGGCUUUUAGAAUUGCUGAAACAGAAGGACUCGUCUAUGUGGCUCCAUCUGACCAUCCCUUGAUAUGGCAGGGCAAUUCCAGUGUAAUCACAGAGGUUGCAACUUCUCUGGGUCCAAAUGUCAAGCCUGGAGCAGUGUUGAUAUCUGUGGGUGGAGGUGGGCUCCUCUGCGGUGUCGUCCAGGGCCUGAAGGAUGUAGGCUGGGUGGACGUUCCCAUCAUUGCCAUGGAGACCGUCGGGGCCGACUCUUUGAAUGCUUCGGUUAAGGCAGGAAGGAUAGUCACCUUGGAUGACAUCACCAGUGAGGCUGUAUGUCUUGGUGUAAAGACAGUCUGUAAGAAAGCAUUUGAAUACACUCAAAGCAAUGAGGUGUCAAUCAUUUCUGAACUGGUGACUGACAAGCAGGCACUUCAUGCUUUAGAGACAUUCCUGGAUGAGGAGCGUGUCCUGGUGCAGAUGGCAUGCGGAGCAGCUCUUGCAGCUGUCUACAGUGGGGUGGUGCAGAGAUUACAGGCUGAAGGUCGUCUCCCGGCUCACAUUGGCCCCCUGCUGGUAAUUGUGUGUGGAGGCAGCAGCAUUAACAUGGAGCAACUAUCCAUGCUCAAACACAAACUGGGGGCGAUAUAAACUUGUGGCACAGUAAUAUUAAGGGCUAUAAAUAGGAAUAUGGAUAUCCAUAUGCACUAUGCAGAUGAACUUAUUAGGGAACCCAAUUCUUGUUUUGCAAUAAUAGUAUUGUAUGGCAGAAAUGAGGGCCAAUUAGAAUUUAACAUGGGUGUUGGGGUCUUAGGAAGUAAGUAGUUUCGACAAUAAACAUAGCUAUCCAAUAUACAGUGCGAAGCAUCCAUAAAGUCUGGACAUAUAUAAAUACAUACAUUAUACAAAACGUUACAUUUAAUUAAUAAGUGAAAUUUAAUACUUUUUCCAUCCAUCCAUUUUCUAUGCCGCUUGUCCUCGCUAGGGUUGUGGGGGUAUGCUGGAGCCUAUCCCAGCUGUCUUUGGGCGAGAGGCAGGGUAGACCCAGGACUGGUUGCCAGCCAGUCGCAGGGUACAUACUAUAUAGACAACCAUUCACACUCGCAUUCAUACCUAUGGACAAUAUUGAGUCGACAAUUAACCUCCAUUCCAUUCCAUUUUCCUCCACUUAUUCGGGUCCGGGUUGCGGGGGCAGCAGUCUUAGUUGGGAAGCCCAGACUUCCCGGUCCCCGACCACCUCCCCCAGCUCCACCGGGAGGACACCAAGGUGUUCACAGGCCAGCUGUGAGACAUAAUCCCUCCAGCGUGUCUUAGGUCUUCCCCGGGGCCUCUCGAUGUGAAGGAGCAGCGGCUCUACUCUGAGCUCCUCCCGGAUGACCGAGCUCCUCACCCUAUCUCUUAGGGUGAGUCCCGCUGCCCUACGAAGAAAACUCAUUUCAGCCACUUGUAUCCGCGCUCAGUCUCGUUCUUUCGGUCACGACCCAAAGCUCAUGACCAUAGGUGAGGGUGGGAACAUAAAUCGAACGGUAAAUUGAGAGCUUUGCCUUCCAGCUCAGCUCUCUCUUCACCACGACGGUCCGGUACAGCGACCGCAUUACUGCAGACGCUGCGCCGAUCCGCCUAUCGACCUCACGCUCCAACGUUCCCUCACUCGUGAACAAGACCCCGAGAUACUUGAACUCCUCUACCUGGGGCAGGACCUCAUUCCCAACCCGGAGGGAGCAAUCCACCCUUUUCCAACUGAGAACCAUGGCCUCAGAUUUGGAGGUGCUGAGUCUCAUCCCAGAAGCUUCACACUCUGAUGCAAACCGUCCCAGUAAACGCUGCAGGUCACAGCCCGAUGAGGCCAUCAGGACCACAUCGUCUGCAUAUAGCAGAGAUGAGAGCCUAAGGCCCCCGAACUGGACUCCCUCAACACCAUGGCUGCGCCUAGAAAUUCUGUCCAUGAAAAUUAUGAACAGAAUCUGUGAUAAAGGGCAGCCUUGGCGGAGGCCAAUGUUCACCGGAAACAGGCUUGACUUACUGCUGGCAAUGCGAACCAGGCCCCUGCUCCGGUUGUACAAGGACUGAAUGGCACGUAGUAGCGCGCCACCAAUCCCAUACUCCCGGAGCACCCCCCACAGGACACCACGAGGGACACGGUCGAAUGCCUUUUCCAGGUCCGCAAAGCACAUGUAGACUAGUUGGGCAAACUCCCAAGUACCCUCCAGUACCCUUGCAAGGGUGUAGAGCUGGUCCAGUGUUCCGCGACCAGGACGAAAACCACAUUGCACCUCCCGUAGCCGCGGUUCGAUUAACGGUCGUACCCUUCUCUCCAGCAGCCUGGAAUAGACUUUCCCAGGGAGGCUGAGGAGUGUGAUCCCCCUAUAGUUGGAACACACCCUCCGGUCACCCUUCUUAAAAAAGGGGGACCACACCCCAGUCUGCCAAUCCAGAGGUACUGUUCCUGACUUCCACGCAAUGUUGAAGAGACGUGUCAGCCAAGACAGUCCCUCAACAUCCAGAGCCUUGAGGAAUUCAGGGCGAAACUCGUCCACCCCCGGAGCUUUGCCACUGGGGAGCGUUUUGACUACCCCAGAUACCUCAGCCACGGUGAUGGAACUGUCUGUGUUCGUGUCCUCAGCCUCUGCUUCCUCUAUGGAAGGUAUGUCAGUGGGAUUGAAAAGGGCCUCAAAAGUAUUCCUUUCUCCGCCCAACUAUAUCCUCAGUCGAGGUCAGCAGGCCCCUUUCCCCACUGUAAACAGCGUGGACCGGGUACUGCUUCCACUUUCUGAGGCGCCGGACGGUUUGCCAGAACCUCUUCGAGGCUGAACGAAAGUCGUGUUCUAUGGCCUCACCGAACUCCUCCCACACCCGAGUUUUUGCCUCGACCAGAGCCGAAGUAGCGUGCCGCUUGGCCUGCCGGUACCUAUCAGCUGCUUCAGGAGUCCCACAAGCCAUCCAUGCUCGAUAGGACUCCUUCUUCAGCUUGACGGCAGCCCUGACCUCUGGUGUCCACCAUCGGGUUCGGGGCUUGCCGCCACAACUGGAACCGAGCACCUUGCAGCCGCAGCUCCAAUCGGCUGCCUCAGCAAUGGAGGCACGGAAUAGAGCGCAUUCGGACUCAAUAUCCUUGUCCUAACCCCGGGAUGCAGGCAAAGCUCUGCGGGUAGUGAGAGCUGAAGACUCGAAGAACAGGAGACUCUGCCAAACGUUCCCAGCACACCCUCACUACACGUUUGGGUUUCCUGGGUCUGUCCGGCAUCCUCCCCCGCCAUCUAAUCCAACUCAUCACCAGGUGGUGAUCAGUUGACAGCUCAGCCCCUCUCUUUACCCGUGUGUCCAGAACAUGCGGACGCAGGUCUGACGAUACGACUACAAAAUCAAUCAUAGACCUACGGCCUAGGGUGUCCUGGUGCCAUGUGCUCUUAAGGACAUCUUUAUGUUCGAACAUGGUGUUUGUGAUGGACACACCGCACGGGUUUAGAUGGGGGAGGUCGUUCCUCCCAAUCACGCCCCUCCAGGUCACACUGUCAUUGCCCACAUGGGCGUUGAAGUCUCCCAGCAAAACGACGGAGUCACCAGUUGGGUUGGUCUCCAGCACCCCUCUGAUGGACUCCAAGGACCUGUUUGUCUUGGGAGACCCUACCAGGGACAUAUAGCCCCAGACAACAUAGCUCCUAGGAUCACUCGGGCACACAAACCCCUCCACCACGGUAAGGUGGUGAUUCACGGAGGGGGACAAUUAACUUAACAUGCUUAUUUUUGGAAUGUGGGAGGAAACUGGAGUACCCGGAGAAAACCAACGCACGCAUGGGGAGAACAUGCAAACGCCACACAGAGAUGCCCAUGUGCAGAUUCGAACCCAGGUCUUGACUGUGCCAACAUGCUAACCGCUAGAACACCAUGUGGCCUAAAUAUAUAUAUUUUUAAUAAUAUAUAACAAAUAUGUCACAUAAAUUAAUUUUUUAAAUGUGUUAUAUAGUUUUAGUGUUUUGAUGAUUUUUUAAAUUAUAAAAUAAAUAAAAGAAAUUAUAUACAGUAUAUAUAAACCGUCUUUUAUUGCGGUGAAUUGGUUCCAGGCCCGACCAUAAGUGAAUUUUCGUAAAGUAGGAUUUCAUAUUUAUGAAUGGAAUUUUUUUGUAUUUAGAGCACCUCGAAAACCUCUUUAAAACCUUUUAACUACAUGAAUUAACAACCCUAUAGUCACCUUUACACUCGUAUUACCCAACAUAGUAGACUUAAAAAGAGGAAGUAAGACAUUUAAUCCAAUCAAAAAUAUCCACUUUAGAUGGCACAUUUUAGAAACCAAGGUUCCAAAGUACUGCACAAAAAUACAGCGCAAUAAAUAAUAAAAAGGAAAAGUUAAAUUAAAACGAUAAAACUAUUGAAUCUAAUUAAAACAGUAAAUUUAGGACAUAGAGACUAGAAUAGAGUAGAAUAGAAUAGAGAUAAGGCUUCUGUGUGUUGAUGCUAGGGGGGAGCUGAGUGGGGGACUGACAGGAAGUGACGUUGGGGAGUUUUAGCUUGGUGUGGGUUAUGUCUGCAACAGUAGUUCGUGUUUUUAUUUGAUAUUUAUUAGGGAUUAUUGUGACUGUUGUGCAAUAAUUCAAACCUGCAAUAAAAGCCUGUCAUUGAGGAGAUCAAGCCUGGUGCUUGUGUGUCUCACCGAACAUUACGCUAUCAUUACUUAAUUUAGUAUGCUUAAUUUAGGCCAAAAAUACGCACAGUGUUCCCUCGUUUAUCGCGGGGAUAGGUACCCAAAAUACCAGCGAACCACAACGAGAGCCAUUAUCCACAAAUGGCGGUAACAUGAAACAGUAGUGAACCUUCCCAGGAGUGGCCGGCCGAACAAAAAUACCCCAAGAGCGCAGGAACGACUCAUCCAAGAGGUCACAAAAGACCCCACAACAACAUCCAAAGAAUUUCAGUGUUCAAGAAAGACACUGGGCAAAAAUGGCCUGAAUGGCGGAGUUUCAAGACGAACACCACUGCUGAACAAAAAGAAAAAUUAAGGCUUGCCAGAAAACAUCUUGACGAUACCCAAGACCUUUGGGAAUAUACUCUGUGGUCUGACGAGACAAAAGUUGAACUUUUUGGAAUGUGUGUUUCUCAUUACAUCCAGCGUAAAAGUAAGGCUGCAUUUCAGAAAAAGACGAUCAUACCAACAGUAAAAUAUGGUGAUUAUAGU
Molecule: messenger RNA, 6914 nt
Organism: Dunckerocampus dactyliophorus (ringed pipefish)
Lineage: Eukaryota; Metazoa; Chordata; Actinopteri; Syngnathiformes; Syngnathidae
Product: L-serine dehydratase/L-threonine deaminase-like
Exons: 9
Coding region: 1424-2395 (323 amino acids)
Biological process (GO): L-serine catabolic process; L-threonine catabolic process
Molecular function (GO): L-serine ammonia-lyase activity; pyridoxal phosphate binding; threonine deaminase activity
Source: RefSeq, a predicted model, not a curated record